UUCAUGAAAAGGUGGAGUUUAAUUCAUGUAACCUAAUUUAUUCGUUGCAAUCUAAUAAUGUUUAUAAAUACUUAAAAUCUGACAUAUGUUGCGUGAUAAUCGAGCGGCCAUUAAUAAUUGAAUUAUGUAGAGGUUAUUUAAUUAUUAAGUAUAUACCACAAUGCUGAUUGAUGUUACGUUGUGAUUAUAAUAUGAAAUAAUAGUUCAUUUAAAUGAAAUAACAUAAUUUGAGGAAAAUGACAACUGGCCAAAGCGGGCACGAUCAUUCGUUAGCAAUUCGACAGGAAAUUCAACGUUUUGAAAGUGUACAUCCAUCGAUAUAUGCCAUUUAUGAUUUGAUUGAUUUAAUAUCAGAUACGCAUAUUGCUAAACAAAUACGUGAACAUGUCGUUGCUAUUGAAGAUUCAUUUGUGAAUAGUCAUGAAUGGACAUUGGCUAGAAAUGUUCCAGAAUUACAUUUAGGAAUUAUUGGUUCAUCUGAUUCAGGAAAAUCUGCAUUAGUUCAUAGAUAUUUAACUGGUUCGUUUAUGCACGAAGAAUCUCCCGAAGGGGGACGUUUUAAAAAAGAAAUAUUUAUCAAUGAUCAGAGUUAUUUGCUUUUAAUAAGGGAUGAGGGUGGUGUACCAGAAACGCAGUUUUCUGCUUGGAUAGAUGCACUAUUGUUAGUAUUUAGUUUGGAAAGUGAAGAAAGUUUUUCUAUACUAUGUCACUUUUACAAUAGAAUGUGCUCUUUUCGUAACAUGUCAGAAAUACCAAAAAUACUUGUUGGCGUACAAGAUUCAAUUAACGAUAGUAAUCCACGUGUGAUAAAAGACGUAAGGCCACGAAAAUUAGCAUGCGAUUUGACAUGUCCGUAUUAUGAAACGUGCGCUAUUUAUGGCUUAAAUGUUGAAAGAGUUUUUCAAGAUGUUUGUCAAAAAAUUAUUCAAAGUAUAUCAACGAAAAACUUUAGAUGCAACGGACAAUAUUCUAUCGAAAAUGAAAUCAAAUAUCCUGUACCGAUGACACCGAAAAAUGUACAAUUGGUUUCAAAAGAAAUGGAGAUGACAAAUACAUUAAAAGUUGAAGGAUCAGAAAAAGAUGAAGAUUCUAGAUCUAUUCAUAAUAGUAAUACCCAAAGUGAAUCAGGUAUGAAUGAUGGUUUUCAUAAUACGCAGAAUCAACAUGGAGAAUUAAGAUCUUCUAUUUUAACUCCAACUACUAUUAGAAAAUUUAGAAGAAAGUCUAAUAUAUUUACACCAUCGAAGAAAGAAAAAUAUAACAUGGGAGAAAUGGGCGUUGGCAGAGAGAUACCAGUUAAACAAGGUUAUUUAUUUAAAAGAAGUAGUAAAUCUUUAAAGGAAUGGAAAAAGAAAUACGUAACGUUGUUAGAAGAUGGACGUUUAACUUAUCAUUCAAGUUUACACGAUUAUAUGAAUGAUAGCAAUGGUAAAGAGAUAUUGUUACAAUACGUAACUGUAAAAGUGCCUGGAAAAACUCCAAAAGGUUCAAAAUUAUCAAAUACUCAAGAAGAUAGUUUUGAAUUUUCAAUCAUCUCGUUAGAAAAUAAAACAUGGCAUUUUGAAGCUAAUAAUGCUGAAGACAGAGAGAGCUGGAUUUCUGCUAUUGAACAACAAAUACUUUCUAGUUUGCAAAAUAGUGACGGUGAGAAGAAAAAUGAGACGGAUGCUUUUAAAAUGCAUUGUAUAAAAAAUAAAGUAUCUGGAAAUGACGCGUGUGUCGAUUGCGGUGCGCCUAAUCCAGAUUGGGCCAGUUUAAAUUUAGGUGUACUAAUGUGCAUUGAAUGUUCUGGUAUACAUAGAAAUUUAGGAUCGCAUAUUUCAAAAGUUAGAUCAUUAGACUUGGAUGAUUGGUCCGCAGGUCAAUUAAGCGUAAUGUUAGCUCUUGGUAAUGACAUAGUAAAUAGUAUCUGGGAAUAUUGUUUAAAUGGAAAACAAAAACCAAAUCCAGAAUCAACGAGAGAAGAAAAGGAACAAUGGAUUAGAUGGAAAUACGAAGAGAAAUCAUUUUUAACACCGAUUAAUCCAAAUAUUUCGUUAGGAAAAAUCCUUAUUGAUUCCGUUUGUCGGGGCGAUAUGAGAGCAUUCACAUUAUGUUUAGCUAGAUGUAGUUACGAAGAUAUUAAUAUCUCUGUCAGCACUGAAGAUUUACGAACGCCCCUUCAUUUAGCUUGUGCAACAGGAAAUUUAGCUAUGGCUCAACUUUUAAUUUGGCAUAAAGCAAAUCCGCAAAAUUUAGAUCACGAAGGUCGAACGUGCAUGUCUUAUGUACGAGCACUUGAACGAACACUUGACAGUUCCUCGGAUUCGAUGGAAAUGCAAAAACUUCUCGAGGUAUUGGAACAAGCUAGUAUUUCCGGUGUAGAGGAUGUAGAAACAUCACAGUAUUAACAUUUUAAUAAUACUUUUAAUAAAAAUAAAUCAUGUGUACUUAUUGUAUAAAAAUCAAACAAACAAA
Molecule: messenger RNA, 2457 nt
Organism: Polistes dominula (European paper wasp)
Lineage: Eukaryota; Metazoa; Arthropoda; Insecta; Hymenoptera; Vespidae
Gene: CenG1A
Product: Centaurin gamma 1A
Biological process (GO): activation of GTPase activity
Molecular function (GO): GTPase activator activity; GTP binding; protein binding
Source: RefSeq, a predicted model, not a curated record